This is a messenger RNA of Chaetomium globosum CBS 148.51, 1278 nucleotides long. RefSeq lists its product as uncharacterized. The transcript is spliced from 3 exons. Bases 1 to 1278 code for a protein of 425 amino acids. Gene Ontology annotation, molecular function: NAD+ binding; prephenate dehydrogenase (NAD+) activity; prephenate dehydrogenase (NADP+) activity. NCBI's taxonomy places the organism in Eukaryota, Fungi, Ascomycota, Sordariomycetes, Sordariales, Chaetomiaceae. The record is from RefSeq and is a predicted model, not a curated record. Gene Ontology annotation, biological process: L-tyrosine biosynthetic process.
AUGGCAACCUUUCAGGGUGCCGAGGACUUUGUCAUCGGCCUCAUCGGUAUGGGCGACAUGGGCAAGAUGAUCAUGGCCUGCGACAGAGAGGAGAAAUAUGAGGAGCUGGCUGCCGAGUUUGCCGACCAUCGGCCGCCAUUGGUCGUGUUGUCGCUCAGUACGGUCCAUGUGUGUGCCAUCCGUAAUGCCGUUGUGUGUCUGGACAUCAUUCUCACGAAGUGUCACCUUGUAGCAACUCGACUUGGGGCUAUCGUGGGCGGCCAAACGUCCUGCAAAGACCCCGAGAUCAAGGCUUUCGAAGAGCACCUACCCAGCGACGUUGACAUCGUCUCCUGCCACUCCCUCCACGGCCCCAGCGUCGACCCCCGCGACCAACCACUUGUCCUUAUAAAGCACCGCGCCUCGGACGCCUCCUUCAACAAAGUCGAAACCGCCCUGCGGUGCCUCGGCUCCAAGCAUGUCUACCUCACCGCACGCGAGCACGACCGCAUCACGGCCGACACGCAGGCCGUCACGCACGCGGCCUUCCUCUCGAUGGGCAAGGCCUGGCACGCCAACCAACAAUUCCCCUGGGAGGGCACGCGCUACGUGGGGGGCAUCGAGAACGUCAAGAUCAACCUGAUGCUGCGCAUCUACGCGCAGAAGUGGCACGUCUACGCGGGGCUGGCCAUCCUCAACCCGGAGGCGCACAAGCAAAUCAACCAGUUCGCGCGGUCCACCACCGAGCUCUUCUACCUCAUGCUCGAGGGCCGCCGCGACGAGCUGCGCGAGCGCGUCUACGCCGCCAAGGAGAAGGUCUUUGGCCGCGAGGGGAGCCCCAAGUGGGAGGGCCGGCCCCUGCUGCCCGACGGCGUCGUCGACCGCUUCAGCCUCAACGCCAACGCCAAGAGCAACGCCCCCGCCAUGCCCAACAACCACCUCUCGCUGCUGGCCAUGGUCGACUGCUGGAGCGCCCUGGGCAUCGUCCCCUACGACCACAUGAUCUGCUCGACGCCGCUGUUCCGGCUGUGGCUGGGGGUUACGGAGCACUUGUUCCGCACGCCGGGCCUGCUGGACGAGAGUCUGCGCGUUGGUAUCGAGGAUAACACGUUCCGCCGCGAUGAUCUGCAGUUUACGAUUGCCGCGUCCGGGUGGGCCGAGUGUGUGGCUCUGAGGCAGUUUGAGACGUGGAGGGAGCGGUUUGCCGUGACGCAGAAGUUCUUUGAACCAAGGUUUAAGGGGGCGGUGGAGGUGGGGCAGGCUAUGAUCAGGGCUGUAUUGGAGAGCGAGAAGGAGUGA